Messenger RNA from Prunus dulcis (almond), 3092 nucleotides. Its product is annotated as disease resistance protein RUN1-like. Lineage: Eukaryota; Viridiplantae; Streptophyta; Magnoliopsida; Rosales; Rosaceae. The coding region runs from base 1 to 2643 and encodes 880 amino acids. The record is from RefSeq and is a predicted model, not a curated record. The transcript has 6 exons. Gene Ontology annotation, biological process: signal transduction; defense response. Gene Ontology annotation, molecular function: ADP binding.
AUGAAUUCUUCUUCUUCUUCUGUUCCUUUUUCUGCUCCUCUUCAAGAAAAGUACGAUGUGUUUCUUAGUUUCAGAGGUGAAGACACACGCGAUACUUUUACCAGCCAUCUUCACAAGGAUUUACUUCGGAAGAACAUUGACACCUACAUAGAUCGCAGGCUCGAGAGAGGAGAUGAAAUUGCUCCUGCCCUUCUAAAAGCAAUCGAGAGAUCGAAAAUUGCACUAGUCAUUUUCUCAGAAGACUAUGCUUCUUCCACAUGGUGUUUGAAAGAACUUGUGCAUAUACUUGGAUGCAAGAAAAGCCAUGGACAGAUUGUUAUACCCAUUUUUUAUCGCAUAGAUCCAUCACAUGUACGAAAACAGCAGGGAACUUGUGCACUUGAAGAUCGUCCACUUAAGCGCAGUAGGGAUGAGGUGGCCAACUGGAGGGCUGCUUUGGAGGAAGCAGCCAAUAUGUCUGGGUUUCCUUAUUCCAGCAGAACAGGGAGGACAGAGGCCGAUUUUGUUGAGGAAGUUGUCCAAGAUGUUUUGACCAAAUUGAAUCGGGAAUCGUCAAGUGAUUUGAGGGGCCUGUUUGGAAUUCAAAGGAAAAUUGAGAAAAUUGAGUCGUUAUUAUGCUUGGAUACACCAGGUGUUUGCUGUGUAGGUAUUUGGGGCAUGGGUGGUAUUGGCAAGACCACCCUCGCUGAUGCUGUAUUUCACAGGCACUCCUCUAAAUUUGAAGUUUGUUGUUUUCUUGCAAAUGUCAGGGAGAAAUCAGAAAAAACGGAUGGACUAAAUGAGUUGCGAAAUACACUUGUUCGUGAAUUAUUGAAGGAUAAAGAUGUAAAUAUCAACACUCCGUCUAUUCCACCUCAUAUUCAAGAUAGGCUCAGGCGUACAAAGGCGUUCAUUGUUCUUGAUGACGUGAAUGCUCGAGAACACCUAGAAGUUCUUGUUGGUGAUGAUGAUCGGUUUUGCCAAGGAAGUCGAAUCAUUAUAACUGCUAGAGAUAAAGGCCUACUUGAGCAAAAAGUUGACCAAGAAAAGAUAUACAGUGUUGAGGGAUUAGGUUCUGAUGAAGCUCUUGAGCUCUUUCACUCGCAUGCUUUUGGAAAUAAGUCCCCAACAACAGAUUACACUGAGUUGUCAAGAGAGGUGGUGGAUUAUAUUAAGGGCAUUCCAUUAGCUCUUAAAGUUAUGGGGUCCUCAUUCCGUCGUUGCAAGAGCAAACAAGAGUGGGAAGUUCAAUGGAAAAAAGUGAAACAAUUUCCAAACGAAGAAAUCGAUCAAGUGUUGAGAAUAAGUUACGAUGGAUUAGGAAAAAAUGAGAAGGAGAUAUUUCUUGAUAUAGCAUGUUUUCAUAAAGGCUAUUUGAGGAAAGAUGUAGAAAUAAUUUUAGAUAGUUGUGAUUGCUUUGGGGAAGUGGGAAUCAAUGAUCUUAUUGAUAGGUCUCUCAUAUCAAUUUCACAAGAUAUGAGGUUUAAAAAAUUGGGAGAGGCAUCCUCAGGAGGACAGAUAGUAGAGAUGCAGUCAGUAGAACGGAUAGAGAUGCAUGAUUUGGUGCAGGAAAUGGGUAGGGCAAUUGCUCGAAAACAAGGCAGUAGGUUGUUUAAUGCAGAUGAUGUCUAUAAAGCGUUGACAAAUAACCAGAGAGAUGGACGUGUUCAAGCCAUAUCCUUUGACAUGGAUAAGAUUGAAAAGCCACGCUUGAAAGAUGCAAACUUCAAAAAGAUGUAUCAACUCAGAUGGCUACGUGUUAGUUCUCCAGAUCGUUGGAGUGGUUCUCUUCAUCUUCCCAAUUCUCUUAGAUAUCUUGACUGGGUGGGAUAUCCUUGGGAAUCUUUGCCAUCAAAAUUUUCUGCUCAAAAUCUUCUUGCCCUUGAUACGCCGCACAGUGACUUUGGGGUGCUACUGUGGAAUGAAGACCAGAGUCCAGUGAACGUAAAACGUAUCGAUCUUCAUUUCUGCCCAUAUCUAACUGAAGUCCCAAAUCUCUCUCAGUGUCUAAAUAUUGAGCAUAUAAAUCUGGAAGGCUGUGGAAGUUUGGUUGAAAUUCCUUCGUAUUUUCAACAUCUUGGCAAGCUUACUUAUCUUCACCUUGGGCGGUGCGGAAAUCUCAAAAGUCUUCCCGAGAUGCCAUGCAAUCUUGAAAUCUUAAAAUUGUCUAGGACAGCAAUAGAGGAAUUGCCUUCAUCAGUUUGGUCUCACGAAAAAAUAUCUCGCUUAGAUAUUGAAUAUUGUAAACACCUUAAGAGUCUUCCAAGCAGCACUUGUAAACUGAAACUCUCGAGUUCUUUUAGUCUAAAGGGCUGCGAAUCUCUUUGCGAGUUUUGGGAGCUUCCCAGGGAUACAACAGUGCUAGAGUUUAGUAGUACAACAAUAAAAGAAUUGAGGAAUGAAUCAAUAGAGUCUGUUGUUGGUCUCACUGCAAUUAAACUGACCAAUUGCAAAAGCCUUGUGAGUCUCCCAAUGAACAUUUGGAAGUUGAAAUAUCUGGAGAGCCUUAAUCUCAGUGGUUGCUCUAACUUUCAACACUUCCCAGAAAUCUCAGAGGCUAUGGAACAUCUGGAGUUUCUAAAUUUAUCAGGUACAAUGGUUAAAGAGGUACCCAAAUCAAUUGGAAAUCUAGUUGCGCUUCGAAAAUUACACAUGGUUGGUUGAGUGCAGUAUACAAGAAAUCCCUGAUGACCUUUUUUGCUUAACCUCAUUACAAGAGUUAAAUCUAAGUUUGACCGAAAUUAUAAGCAUACCUGCAAGCGUCAAACAAGCUCUCAACUAUCUCGCUUGUGCCUCAACGGUUGUGAGAGCCUUGAAUCUUUACCAGAGCUCCCCCCAUUAUUGCAACGUCUUGAAGCACUGCACUCGCACAAGGUUGGGAAAAAAAUAUAUUUUCUCGAGGGCUUCAUGAGAAACAUAUAUUUUCUGAUUGCAGAAAGUUGGAUGAGAAUGCACGAAGCAACAUAUUCGGUGAUGCACAACUCAGAAUUAUGCGAAUGGCAACUGCGUCGUCAGAGUUUAAAGAAGACAAAAUUGAACAACCAUCAUAUGAUUCAGAUUCAUAUGGAAGCUAUGAUGAUUUUGUUGAGGAACUUUUACGCCAAAGAUCUUUC